This is a messenger RNA of Pectinophora gossypiella (pink bollworm), 4045 nucleotides long. Its product is annotated as ubiquitin-protein ligase E3C. Gene Ontology annotation, biological process: ubiquitin-dependent protein catabolic process; protein polyubiquitination. Bases 191 to 3481 code for a protein of 1096 amino acids. The record is from RefSeq and is a predicted model, not a curated record. NCBI's taxonomy places the organism in Eukaryota, Metazoa, Arthropoda, Insecta, Lepidoptera, Gelechiidae. The transcript has 21 exons. Gene Ontology annotation, molecular function: protein binding; ubiquitin protein ligase activity.
CACUAAAAAAAAAUAUCUUAAAAACACAAAUCACGGAAAUUCACUGAACUUUUCGAUGAUUUUUAUUUUAUUGUGGUGAAAUUUGUGAUCGUUUCUAUGUGAGGACAUAUUAAUAUGGCUAUAUGAUAUAAGUACAUUAUUAGUAAAGCUAAAUUUAGACAAGAAUUUGGUGUAUCUCACCCUUUCAGCAAUGUAUUCGUUCGAGGGAGACUUUAGGCGAAAGCCUCAGCAGAAUUUAGCGGGCGCCAGUGCCCAGCGCAAGACAGACAGGGACGCCUUAAUUCUUCAGUCGCAACAACAAAGGCAGAAACGAGAGGAACACCGGAAAAGACUCAAUGCCACUAUAAAGAUUCAAGCAUAUGUUCGGAGCUAUCUAAUGAGAAAACGCUGCAAACAGAAUGAGAGAGAGCAGUUUGACAACAUCUUCCCAAGAGCCAACUCAGAUGACUUUUCUGUGAUGUCUACACUUGUUGCCAAAAUUCUAUUCUUUUAUGACGAUAAAAAAGAUUUCCCUAGAUUGGUUUCCAUUUCUCAAUUACUAUUAAAACAAUGGAAGAAAGUCUUCCUUAGUAGUGGUUCUUCAAUACAAAUUCGUAGGUUACUUGCUUUACAUCUGCGGCUGCUUAGAAAAGAAAAUGAGGUGCCUCUAGCUGUUCCUUUAAGAAUGUUUGAAGUGUUUACUUCCACUGGCUCUGCAGAGGCAACCAUGAAUUGUGAUGAAGCACUUAGUGUUGUUGGAAAUACAUUCUUAUAUUUAGUUAAUAGAGGCUAUUUCAAAGACUUACGUGAUUUAAUAUGUGAUCGAACCCCACCACUAUAUGGACCAUCACCUAAUCCACCUACACCACUCUGUGGAGCACUACUAGACUUAAUACAGAGACCUUUGAACCUUAUUUCACAUGCAAAUGUGCCUGGAUACAAUGAUGUUGUUAUGUCACAAUUUGCUUCGUCAUUCCUCUGCAACCCAUACCCUGAGCCAGUAGAAAUGUUCAUAAUACCGGCAUUGGGUCAAGAUCCGAACAGGAAAUUUCCAUUUUUACCUUUACUACAAUGUCUUCAAGAUGAACGCAGAUUUUGUAAUGGAACACUGGUCAAUGAUUCCUGGCUAUUGCACUCUGUUUUGUCUUUGGAACCUUCGAAUUUCGUCAACGAAAUCCGCAACCUGAACAACUCAAGACUGCCUAACAACCCAAUUGUUCUAGACUACCUAAAAAUUAUUGCUAAGUUAACAAUAAAUGUUUGUAAUAAGCAAAUCACUUAUGAAUAUGAGGAUGCAUUGUACAGUCAGGAGACGGCAGCAGACAAAGACGAUGAUAGUGAGAGUGACAAUGACCCAAAUCCUACUUCAGUGAGGGAGCAGAUGCUUCUAACUCGCUGCAUAGAGCUUAUGAACGAGCCGGAACGUUGUAUCAUGAGUACUUGCUCGCAAAUCACCGAAAACGAUCUGAGUGACGACUUCUUAGACUAUCUGUCUCAGGUCUGUCACAACCUUUUGCUGAGUCAUCGGAUGGCGUUGCAUAAAUACAGGUUGCUGUAUACGCUAGCAUUUAAACCGAUAUUCCUUCGUGGUCUAUGGAAGUGGUUGAGCAGUAUGAGCCAUGAAUCCUCAUUCGGUGGUUCCGUCACACCGCUGCUCUCGGCUCUAUCGCGUGGUAUGGGGGCAGAGUCGUCGGUCAUCGGAGUACAUAGGCUACUGGCGCCUUUGGCAGUCUUCUGUGCCUUGUUUUCACUGCUGAUUGGAACUCUGCACGAUACGGAGUUCUGUCGAGAUAUAGAUGAUGAUGAGAAGAUGAGCAUGACAAGUACAACUAGUUCUGUAACGGGUUCCGGGGGUCGAAUUCACGCGUUUGAGUUCUCAGAAUUAGGUGGGUUAUGUCGCACCCUGCGCCAAGUAUGCCUCGGAUUGGUCGAAUUAGCUUACCCAGAGAGUCGCCCGGCUGUACUCUCCGGGCAAUAUAAGGACGCUGUUGGAGCUGGUCAGAUUGAAUUCUCAGGGCGGAAUCAAACGCCGGCGUGGUCGCAUUUGUUUAAGGUAUGCACGAACCUUCUACGAGCACUAUACGUGCGCGACUCUCGCCUGCAGUUCUGCACGGGGUGGGAGUGGCCCGCGGCCGGCGCCGUGCCCGAGGGCGUAGCCGCAGUGAGGCUAGUAGCAGCCGCGCAUGCGCCCCGGAAUCUGCGCUCGGCCAGACCGCAACGUCCUUUACAGAACCUAUCCGCUGCGCUAUCUCAAGAGGAAGGGCCACCGCUAACCAUCAAGGAAUUAAGAACAGUCACAAUAUUAAGAGAAAUCCCUUUUGUCGUACCAUUCUCGACACGCGUUCUCAUCUUCCAAGGGCUGCUUAUUAGGGAAAAGCAAGACCACUGGUAUGAGAUGACGAACUUCAAUGAAGGACCCUCGAUCAACAUUAGUGUGCGUCGUUCUCACUUGUAUGAAGACGCUUUCGAUAAACUUAGUCCUGAUAAUGAGCCGGAUAUGAAGCUGAAGUUACGGGUGCAGCUGAUCAACCAAGCUGGCGCCGAGGAGGCGGGCAUCGAUGGCGGCGGGCUCUUCAGGGAGUUCCUUUCAGAGUUACUUAAGUCGGCGUUUGACCCGAACCGAGGUUUGUUCCGGUUGACUAGAGACAACAUGUUGUACCCAAACCCGGGUGUUCACCUACUCUAUGACGAUUUCCCGAUGCACUAUUACUUUGUUGGACGGAUGUUGGGGAAGGCAUUAUACGAGAACCUUCUAACAGAGCUUCCCCUAGCAGAGUUCUUCCUGGGCAAGUUAUGUUCGACCCGGGAGCCCGAUGUGCAUGCACUGGCGUCACUAGACCCGGGCCUGUACCGCGGGCUGCUGAUGCUCAAGUCUCACAGGAGGCAGGAUGUGCCUGAACUCGGACUGGAUUUUACCAUCGUUAGUGACGAGCUUGGGGAACAAAGGAUAGAGGAAUUGAAGCCAGGCGGUGCAAACAUUCCCGUAACAGCUGAAAAUAGGAUAGAAUAUAUUCAUCUAGUCGCCGAUUACAAACUAAAUAGACAAAUAAGGUCACAAUGCGCCGCUUUUAAGCGCGGCUUAACAUCCGUGGUGAACGUGGAGUGGCUGCGCAUGUUCUCGUGCCGGGAGCUGCAGCUGCUCAUAUCCGGGGCCGAGGUGCCCAUCGACGUGGACGAUCUCAGGAGGCACACGCAGUAUGCAGGUGGUUUCUCAGCGACGCAUCCGACAGUGCUCUGCUUUUGGAAGGUGUUGGAGAACUUCACGGAUGACCAGCGGCGACAGUUGCUCAAGUUUGUCACCAGCUGUUCCCGCCCGCCGCUACUAGGUUUCAAGGAGUUGCAGCCCCCCUUCUGCAUCCAGUCGGCGGGCGCGUCGGACCGUCUACCGUCGUCGUCCACAUGCAUGAACCUGCUUAAGCUUCCCGAGUUCGGCUCGGAGCCCCUACUAGCAGAGAAGCUGCUCUACGCAAUACAGGCCGGCGCCGGCUUCGAACUUAGCUAGGAUGGCGCCAAUGGUGAAGGAUUAAAAAUAGUGUAUGUACCUAUUUAUUUAUCAUGCAGUUUAUUUUUCGAAUUCAAUGAUAAAUUAUCAAUCUCGAUGUGAUAUACUUACAGACAUACUCAGUGAAGUAUUUUGUUGUAAAUAAAUGUUACCCUUUUAUUCUUCACGUUUCAUUUGAACGAAUGUUUUUUGUUGACGAAUCAUGAACUAUUUAUAUUUAUGACGUGUUUGUGCAAUUAUCUAGUAAAUGGUGUAAAUAAAGUUGAAAAUUUCGAAUAUUUGGCCUGGUUGUGUCGGGAUCUUGGUUUCUGUGUUCAAGUUUGUAUUCUGUUAAGAUUAUAUUAUGGCUGAUAGCUGUGUAUCAUUAAGUCUCCGACGUUCUAGGAAAUUUGAUAGAAUAAUGUUUGUCUUGUUUCUGUCUUAAGUCUGAAAUGAAAUCGGCGCGCCCUCAAAUUGUGUACAAUGUAAAGUUAUAAGGGCACGUCCACGCAUAAGAUAUUCUUGUGUCAAAUAUGCGAAUUUAUAUUUUAGUAACUUAUAAUAAAGUUGUCGAAUACUGCACAA